AUGUAUGAGUUGUUGGCGGAAAUCGACUCUCUUCGACGAGAGAAGCAUUCAGCUCCAAGUCAGCCUAGUCCCCAUGUUUCUUUCCAGCAAGCUUAUGAGGGCUUGCAACCAGACACUUCACCAGUCUUGACCCAGUUCCGUGAUGAGGGCUCGGCAGAGGAGGUUCAAGCCUGGGAAAUCGCAGCCGAAGAACCAACUCUGUCGUACAGAAAUGCCCAAGACCCUCCCCUGCCACAUGCGUCGGCGACAUCACUACCGCGCGCCUUGCAAGAUCUAUCAGUGUCGGGGGAGGAUGUUGACGCUUGCUUCCAGAUUUUCUUACAGCAUUACCUUUCCUACGUGCCGAUACUGGAGACUUCAUUGCGUCCGGAUGAUUGUUACGUCUACUCUCCCUUGCUCUUCUGGACCAUUCUAGCGAUUGGGAGUAUGCGUUUUGAACGCGAUCCCACGUUGAUCAUUGCAAUCGGUCCUAUGGUCAUGGAGUUGGCCAAAGAUGCGGUUUUUUCCUGCAAGGACGUUAUCGCCACCAUCCAGUCAUUCACACUACUGUGUACCUGGCCGAUGCCGGUAGAGACUCUGGAACGGGACCCCUCUCCAGCUUUGGCAGGGGCGGCUCUACAACUGGCCAUCAACAGUGGUCUUCACGUUUGGGGGAUUGGUCAAGACUUCUCACGCAGGAGACUCAACCCGGGUGGGCAAAAUUCUGUCGAUUUUCGGGCCAAGCUCUGGGUGAAUUGCCUGAUUGUCUGCCAGAGAGUAAACAUUGCGUUUGGGGUAUCUCCGCCAGUACUCCCUGACACGUAUCAGCGAGAGAAAUAUAGCGAAAGACUAUCUGCGACAUUGACCCCCAGCAUCGAAUUCCAGAGGCGACUCUGUCUUACCCACAGUGAAGGCAUCAUAACUCUCGAGAAGACUUUGAAUUCUAAAGUGUCCGAUGCAUACAUUGUGGCUCUAAAGUCAGAGAUUGAAAACAUUGUCAGCGACUUGAAGAGUCUACGGACGAGAAGUCCAACUUCCUUUGAUCAAUUUCUCCUGGACGGAGCCGUGCUUCAGAUCUCUUGCUUCCACAUGCUCCUUCCUCAAUCGGCUCUCAGCAGUGAGACGCUGUUUCAACUAUAUGACAUUGCGGUCGCUUUCGCUCAGCUUGGAGCGGAGCUGGAUCAAAAACAAAAGAUUGCAGAGCAUGCGCCUCCCUUCUUCUCGAGGAUCAUGUUCCUGGCAUCCUGUGUGAUAUUAAGGAUUGCAAGGUCGAGCUUACGCGAAGCCCUGGACCUCAAAAAAGGGCGUGAAGUUUACUUCAAGACCAUCAUCCUGCACAAAAGACUUUCGAUCCGACAUGACGACGCUUACUCGAGAGCCACAGUCAUUUUGUCCCAGCUCUGGUCAGGUAAGAUGAUUGAAGCGCAGACCAGGCGGAGUGCAGGCCAAGUGCGGGUGAAAUGCAGGAGUCGCCUAGGCAUGAGUUUGCUGUAUGACUGCUGGUGGUAUUGGCGGCAAGAAUUCCAAGGACACCCAGACCCCUACCCAGAUGAAGAAAAUCGGAGCGAUGAGUCCGAAGAGAGUAUGGCACUUCAGGCGACUCCGACCUCUACGGACUUUGGUAACAUGGAUUUGUGGUGGCCGUCAUACGAAAUUUUCACAGGCACCUAUGCCCAGGAUGCGGACUCGAGGUCUGGAGGUCUGGGAAACUUGACUGAGUUGGAGCCCAAUCUCGCCCCUGCAUAUCACAGCUUGCAGACUUUGCCAUCCACGUUCGCUGCAGCAGACAGGUCCGAACAGUUUCCUCCCUAG
Molecule: messenger RNA, 1791 nt
Organism: Fonsecaea nubica
Lineage: Eukaryota; Fungi; Ascomycota; Eurotiomycetes; Chaetothyriales; Herpotrichiellaceae
Exons: 5
Coding region: 1-1791 (596 amino acids)
Biological process (GO): regulation of DNA-templated transcription
Cellular component (GO): nucleus
Molecular function (GO): transcription cis-regulatory region binding; DNA-binding transcription factor activity, RNA polymerase II-specific
Source: RefSeq, a predicted model, not a curated record